UGUCCACGCUUUUCCUCUGAUUCCCAUAGAUAUUCUAACAAACCAAACAGUGGCUACCAAGAGUUUAAAGUUGUGAGUUUAUUGCAUAUGUAACAAAAAUGAACAUGACCUCCUGGGUCCAGCCUACUAUACAAUCACUGUUUAUUCCAGCUGGUUCCAUAACCACAUUAAAUAGAACUAGUAUUUCUUUAAAUACUUUGAUUUAGACAUAAAAUGAAACAUUAGUGUACAACUUCCACAAAAUAAAUCUGCAAUAAAAACAGUGGGAAGAAUAACAAGGAUAGCAGCAAUACUUAAACAUGACAUUACAAAAUAAUAAAUUAAAAAAAUACAUUAUAAAGUGGUUGAGGAACAACAACAAAACAAAAAAAAAAAAUUAACAGAUUAAAACCAGAUCCAUACUGUGUUUCUGGGAAUUUGCUGUGCCACACGGCCCCAAACCUGGGCACUCCAGAGGGCGCAGUGGCUGGAUCAGUAAUUUACAAAAUCUGUUGGAUUUUAAGAUUUUACAACCACCUCGACUUGAACUGAGGACAAACCGCUGAGCGAGCGCCGACGGCACCGUCUGGAGCUUGGAGCAGCCUUUAGGAGCAGGGUCUUGUCUCACAUAAUGCCCAAGUGAACACUCACACCCAUCCUACAGUCUCGCUUCUUCCCGCCGGAACACACGAGCAGAGUGGUGGUUUCCUACAUCCCUGAGCGUAGAGUAGAGGCAGAGGAGCAGUGGCAGGGCACUGCUGCUGGGGUUUGCCGUGGGACAGGAACGACAGACACGCUGUACCUUGUAUUUCCUUCGGGUCACGUCCGAGAGUAUCCGCGCACGAGCUGGAACGUGGAAUGACAGAAUGGACACGGGACUCCAUGGGAUUCUUUGGGCAAGUUCGAGAAGUAACAACCGAGUUCAAGUGCUGGCAGACCGGGUGGGAAUGGACACACACAUUGAGACCUCUGAGAGCCACUGGUUCAAGCCUUGCUGACUCCUGCUGCCCUUGGAACGGGCACAGGAAGAACAGGCCAUGCCUCCAAAGCCAUUCUUGCUGUUCCUCCAUCCACCCAACCAGCUGUAAGGCCUGCCUCAAAUGCACGUACAGAAGAAGACAAAAAAAUGUCUUUUGUCAUCACUGAAGUGGCACAAAAUUGCAAAGACAACACGACGGGAGAGGUGGUGAAGCUGUUGAAAAGAGAACUGAAAUAAUUGAAAAGACAGUGCCCUAUUCUCGUUACUGUCAGCACGGAGGAGGUACCUUGACAAGGGCUUUUAAAUACAGCAAAAAACAGACGGACUUUUCCAAACAACAAUCCUUGCCUAUUCUUAUUUUGUGCAUUCAAUAAAACACUGACCUAGCAAAGACAUUAGGAACUAUCUUAUGUCAACUGGGUUGUUGACAUAAAGCUACUUGACCUAUAGAUCUCCAAAUCAGGGGCCUUUCCCUUCACCUCGCUUGGUUUGUACUGAGCCAGUUGUGCUGCAGGUGUGACAGGAUUUUUAUUGGGGGUGGGCUUUAGUAUCUGGGUUUAGGUUUUAUUUUUAACACUUUUUUUUAGGGAAAAAUCCACAUGAGACUGCAUGCAAAGCUUUUGGGCAAUAAUCCAUUUUGCAUUUUUCCUAUCUGACUGGUUUAUUGCACAUUCAAACGUACUGAAAGGAUUAAAUACACUCUAUGAACAGCUUUGACUUCAAAGCAAUUUGGAAAAUCCAGGGUUGUGGGGAUUCUGCUACUCAGCCUGGGACUGAUGGAUGCUGUUUGUCAACUGUUGCACAUCCCAACAACCAGAACUGCAGAAACUGGUCUCCAAGUGCCAAAAGAUCCCUACAGAACAUGGGGCUGAAAAUGCCUCUCCUGUACAGUCCUGCAGGAUGAGCAUCUUUAGCCACCCUGUGCAAAUCUCACAAUAUGGUACAAUUUUACACCUCCAGUGAGACUCCUGACAACAAAUCACAAGAAUUAUGGUCAAUUGCAAAAAGAAAACCACAAAAAAACCUCCAAAAACAAACAAACAAAAAAAGAACAGAGAAAGAUGCCAGGGUUUUGACAAGUGUCUACUUUCUGUCCUAUCACAGUUUAAAGCUAUUACCAAAUUCAAUUUAAAAAAAGACAAAAUAUAAGUAUUCCAGUAGACAUCUCCUAAGGACAGUCUCUUACCCACAGCUGAAUUUCAAUGCACUAUUCCAUAAACAUAACAUCUGUUAAGUGUUUCAGUCAAGAAUCUCUCUAAAAAUCAGGCUUGCCAAAGAAAAAAAAUCCUAUACAAGCAAGUCUGCUUAAGUUUAGUCAUAUCUGAUAGAUAAAUGGGUCUCUCUGAAGCCAUGUUAUUUGUUAAAAUACUGCCUCAUCUUGGUGUGCAAACUGGAAAAAUGUUAGUGAUUCAGUGUUUUAGGUUACAAUGGAAGGUGUAACCAGAAGUAUGUAUUCUAACAUCAUCUGUUAAAACCAAGUGGGGCAGUGUUCUUAUCUCUUCCUUUGUCUUGAUCUUAUCUCUUCUUUUUGUCUACAUGACACCCCCUGAUAACUCCCUCCAGGGGGAUAAUCUCCUGCUAAUGGGCCAUCAAGCCUCCCUGCAUGACUGAUAAAAUUCCAUCAUCCCAUUGUGAGAUGCUCCACCCAGCAGGAGGAGCCAAGCAUUCCUACCUGGAUAUAAUCUGAGUUAUGGAACACCACAGCAGCCCUUACCUCCUGCAUUCCCAGAGGACAGGAGCUACAUAACCACCUUCAGAAGAAGACCAGACCCUUCUACAGGAUCACUGCUUCAAGAGAACCACAGGACUGCAGCCAGCACUGACUUGGACUGCCACCACCCCCUGACCAACAGCUCCUAUCCUGACUCUGUCCCCAGCUCACCAUGGCGUCAGGCAGUGGCACCAAGAACCUCGAGUUCCGCCGGAAAUGGGACAAGGAUGAAUACGAGAAACUCGCAGAGAAGCGGCUCGCGGAGGAGAGAGAAAAGAAAGAUGGCAAAGCAGCUCAGCCUGUCACGAGGGAACUCCUGCGGCACCGCCACUACAAAGUGGAUCUGGAAUCCAAGCUGGGCAAAACCACUUUCAUCACCAAAAGUACCCCUCAGUCAGAGAUGGGAGGGUAUUACUGUAACGUAUGUGACUGUGUGGUGAAAGAUUCCAUUAACUUCUUGGAUCACAUCAAUGGCAAAAAGCACCAGAGGAAUCUGGGCAUGUCCAUGCGGGUGGAGCGCUCCACGCUGGACCAGGUGAAGAAACGGUUUGAGGAGAACAAGAAGAAGAUGGAGGAGAAGAAGAAGGACUAUAACUUUGAGGAGAGGAUGAAGGAACUCCGUGAGGAGGAGGAGAAGGCCAAAGCCUACAAGAAGGAGAAACAGAGAGAGAAGAAGAGGCGGGCAGAGGAAGAUGUGACCUUUGAAGAGAAUGAUGAAAUGGCAGCUGUGAUGGGUUUCUCUGGUUUCAGCUCAACCAAAAAGAACCACUGAGCAGCUCCAGACUCUCUUUCUCUACAGGGAACUCUGGAUAACUAUUCAAAGACUUGAUGGAGGACUUGCAUGUAAAUCUCUCAGCAGAAGUUGGCUGGAAGAGUUGUAAAGCUAUUCCAUGCUCUGUCUGUGCUGCAGAUCAAGCUCUGCCCCUCAUUAGUUUCCCUUCUCCUUCUGUGUACUAGAUCUGGCUGCUCAGCUGCUCUGUGGCUGUGUGGGUGCAGGGAAGGGCUCUGUUGGGUACAUUUUUUUGUCAAUAAAGUACAGUCAUUCUGCACAUGUGGCCUGGUUCCUUUUCUUUGUGUUUUAUGCCAUAAUUUCGGUAUCUUCAGGGUAGGGGUGAAAUUUUUCCCCAUGACUGGUCUAGGAAAGAGCCAAUGAAAAAAAGGUGUGUACAGUUUGCCAGAAAUAAAAGGAAUGUUUUAUUGGGCCCAUGAUGCCUCUGGUCAACAGGGACAAGAUGCAAUGUACCAAUGGGCUCAUGACUGAGGGGUGCACUUGACCAUGGGCAGUAUCUCAUGGGUCAUUCACAGCUGUGAGACCUGUGCUGUAAUCAAACAGCCAAGUGGGUGGAACCUCUGUAGUGCAGUGGAUGAUGGUCAAAGUACAGGUAUGGGGAAGCCUGGCAGAUUGACUGCAUCACCCUUCCCAAACCCACCAAGGCAAGCACUACGUUCUGACCAAGAUGGAAGCCACCACUGGAUGGUUGGAGACCUACCCUGUGCCUCAUGCUACUGCCCA
Molecule: messenger RNA, 4182 nt
Organism: Catharus ustulatus (Swainson's thrush)
Lineage: Eukaryota; Metazoa; Chordata; Aves; Passeriformes; Turdidae
Product: zinc finger matrin-type protein 2-like
Exons: 1
Coding region: 2842-3441 (199 amino acids)
Biological process (GO): mRNA splicing, via spliceosome
Cellular component (GO): U4/U6 x U5 tri-snRNP complex; spliceosomal complex
Molecular function (GO): nucleic acid binding; zinc ion binding
Source: RefSeq, a predicted model, not a curated record